UCAGAGUUAAUGAGUAAUUCCAGGAAGUGGUGCUGCCAUUAUAUGCAUUGACACGACUAUGAAACGGCACCCUUAUAUUUAAGUAAAAUCCCUUUUUUUAAAUUAAUUAAUUAACCUCUUUUGUGGAAAAAGCAUGAAGAAGAAGAAGAAGGAAGAGGAGCUGAAAGAGAAGGGGCCAGUGUCCAAGUGCCCAGAUAACACUGCAUUCAAACAGCAGCGCGUCCCAGCCUGGAGACUCACCCUCUCUGCCAAGGCCGUCCUCUCUUCUUUCUUUCUUAUCGGCGCCUUCUGCCUGGCCGUGGGCAUCAGCUGGAUUGUGGCAACGGUCAACGUUAAAGAAAUAUCGAUCAAUUAUUCCAACGCCUGUACAAUUUGUUCGGAGCUUCGGCAAAAUUCCUCCAAUUCAGAGAAACCCUGUAACUGCAUUGUGAACUUCACAGUGCCCGAGGAACUGCAGGGGGAUGUGUUUCUAUACUAUGGACUCAAUAACUUUUUCCAGAACCAUCGCCGUUAUGUAAUAUCCAGAUAUGACACUCAGUUGCUUGGGAGAAACGUGACCACUUCUGAGACUAUAUCGAAAUCUUACUGUGCGCCGUUUUCCACCUAUAACAAUGGAACCCCAAUGGCUCCCUGUGGCGCAAUUGCCAACAGUUUGUUCAAUGACACUAUAACAUUCUAUUACUAUCCAACCGCAACUACAAAAAUCCAAGUUCCUCUCCUGAGAACAGGAAAUACCUGGUGGUCCGAUAAGAACAUCAAGUUUAAAAAUCCGCAGCCAAGAAACAAUCUGGUCCAAGCAUUUGCAGGGAGUGUCAGGCCACCUUAUUGGCAGAAACCUCCAUAUCUACUUGAUUCCGACCCUUACAACAACGGCUAUGAAAAUGACGACUUUAUUAUAUGGAUGAGAGUCGCUGCCUUCCCAAACUUCCGAAAGCUCUAUCGGCGUCUAUCUCGUAUUCAGCCAUUUACCAACGGCCUUCCAGCAGGAAAUUACAGCUACAGCAUUGACUACAAUUUUCCAGUCUCUAAAUUCAACGGCCAGAAGUACUUAUACCUGACGACACUGACCUGGUGUGGAGGGAAGAACUUGUUCCUGGGAAUCGCAUACACAGUGACGGGAGCAGUUGUUGUACUGGUGGCAGUCGCCAUGCUAGCUGUGCACUUAAAGAAAAAGAAGAAAAAAAGCCGUUAUUCUACACAAUAAAUACAUUUUAAAGAACA
This is a messenger RNA of Xenopus laevis (African clawed frog), 1221 nucleotides long. RefSeq names its product transmembrane protein 30C, pseudogene L homeolog (gene tmem30c.L). Gene Ontology annotation, biological process: phospholipid translocation. NCBI's taxonomy places the organism in Eukaryota, Metazoa, Chordata, Amphibia, Anura, Pipidae. The transcript has 7 exons. Gene Ontology annotation, cellular component: plasma membrane; membrane; Golgi apparatus. The record is from RefSeq and is a predicted model, not a curated record. Bases 134 to 1204 code for a protein of 356 amino acids.